AUGUGCGGCAUCCUAGCCCUCAUGCUAGGCGACUCGGCCAAUGCCGAUGCUGCCGUCGACCUGCACGAGAGUCUCUACUAUCUCCAGCACCGGGGGCAAGAUGCUUGCGGCAUUGCUACCUGCGCCACCGGAGGCAGAAUAUUCCAGUGCAAGGGCAACGGGAUGGCCUCAAAGGUCUUUGACGACGGAAGGCGCGCCGCCGACCUUCCGGGCUACAUGGGCAUUGCCCAUCUGCGCUAUCCCACAGCAGGCACGAGCUCGGAACUAGAUGCUGACCCGCCGCCCCGUGCCCAGAGCGCCGAGAGCCAACCGUUCUACGUUAACUCGCCCUACGGAAUCUGCUUUGCCCACAACGGCAACCUGAUCAACGCCCCGGCCCUGCGCAGCUACCUCGACCAGGAGGCGCACCGCCACGUCAACACGGACUCGGACAGCGAGCUGAUGUUAAACAUCUUUGCCAGCGCCCUCAACGAGACGGGAAAGGCCCGUGUUAACGUCGACGACAUCUUUAGCUCGCUGGCCUCGACAUACCAGCGGUGCGAGGGCGCGUGGGCCGCCACCACCAUGAUUGCUGGGUUCGGAAUAUUAGCCUUCCGCGACUCGUACGGCAUCCGCCCCCUCGUCAUUGGAUCCCGGCCCUCGGCCACCCUCGAGGGCGGCGUCGACUACAUGCUGGCGUCGGAGAGCAUCGCCCUCCGCCAGCUCGGCUUCCGGGACAUCCGGGACAUCUUGCCCGGUCAGGCUGUUUUCAUCCAGAAGGGCGGCAAGCCCCAGUUCCACCAGGUGGUCGAGAGGAAGGCAUACUCUCCCGACAUUUUCGAGUUUGUCUACUUCUCCAGGCCCGACUCGGUAAUGGACGGAAUCUCCAUCAACCGGAGCCGGCAGAACAUGGGCGCCAAGCUGGCCGGCAAGAUCAGGGAGAUCCUCGGGGAGGAGGGCAUCAAGGAGAUCGACGUGAUAAUACCCGUCCCCGAGACUGCCAACACGGCGGCGGCCGUCGUGUCGGAGCGCCUCGGCAUACCCUUCUCCAACGGCUUCGUCAAGAACCGUUACGUGUACCGGACCUUCAUCCUGCCCGGCCAGAAGGCGCGGCAAAAGAGCGUGCGCAGGAAGCUGAGCGCCAUGGAGUCCGAGUUCAACGGGCGGGUCGUGUGCCUGGUUGACGACUCCAUCGUGAGAGGAACCACCAGCCGCGAGAUUGUGAGCAUGGCGCGCGAGGCGGGCGCCCGCAAAGUCAUCUUUGCGAGCUGCGCGCCACCAAUCAUGCACCCCCACAUUUACGGAAUCGACCUGGCCACGCCCCAGGAGCUGAUUGCGCACGAGAAGACGCGGACGGACAUCGCGCGGCACAUCAACGCCGACGAGGUCAUCUACCAGGACCUCGACGACCUCAAGGACGCCUGCACCGAGGCGAACCCCGACGGCCAGGUCAAGGACUUUGAAGUGGGCGUCUUCUGCGGCAAGUACAAGACGGCCGUGCCGGAGGGCUACUUUGAGCACCUCAACGAGAGCCGCGGCAAGAAGCGCAAGACGGCCUCGACGUCGGACGAGCCGGCCGCCGGCGGCUCCCCGUCGGUGGUGGCGGUGGGAAACAGCGGCCCGGUGGGCGUCGUCGACGCCGCGGGCGAAACCAGCGAGGCCACGCUGCGGCUCAGGGCCGAGGCCCAGCAGGAGGCCAAGGACUCGCAGAGCGACGCGAAUCGCGAAGACAUUAGCAUCCACAAUCUGGCAACAGACUUUUCUAGUCGGUAG
This is a messenger RNA of Lasiosphaeria miniovina, 1752 nucleotides long. RefSeq names its product phosphoribosyltransferase-like protein. The transcript has 6 exons. The record is from RefSeq and is a predicted model, not a curated record. Gene Ontology annotation, biological process: purine nucleobase biosynthetic process; purine nucleotide biosynthetic process. Gene Ontology annotation, molecular function: amidophosphoribosyltransferase activity. Lineage: Eukaryota; Fungi; Ascomycota; Sordariomycetes; Sordariales; Lasiosphaeriaceae. The coding region runs from base 1 to 1752 and encodes 583 amino acids. Gene Ontology annotation, cellular component: cytoplasm.